UUUUGUCAUUACACUGUUUGUGGUUGUGCUCGUUUGCCCACUCUUCGUCUUGAGAAGCUCACUCUACGCUAUCGUCACCGUCUUCGACGAAAUCCUCAAGUACUAAUCGCAACAUGUCCACUGCACAGAGUUCUAGUAGUAUCAAUCCCCGGGUCAGAGAAGCCAGGGAGCUUCCACCGCUCGCAACCCACAUCCCUACAACUCCAACACUUCCUGGAGUUGAGGCGCUCCUCAGUGGAGUCCGCUCUGCUCAACAGGAAACGUCGUUGCAAGCAUCACCGACGACGGGGCAGCACGGCCUCCUCACGCCGUUGUCAACCCACAUCCCUACAACUCUAACUAUUCCUGGAGUUAAAGCGCUCAUCAAGUCAUCCCAAAGACAUGUCAAAAAGACGACGCGGGAACGAAAGACCCGUUCAAAGAAAAACAAGAAGUUGAAGACACUUGAGGGUCUUCUUCUAGCAGGCCCGUACAACCCAAAGCUCGUAGCCGCCUCUGAAUUAAAUUCACACAAUGCUGAAAAGAGUGGUUUGAAACAUACCAAGGGGGUCGUGAUAGACGCUGCUAUUCAUGCUUUAGAGAACCACGCCAUCCGGAUCAGAGACCAGGACACUGUGAUUGAACACCAGGACACUGUCAUUGAACACCAGGCCAGGGAAAUUCAAAGACUCGCUCAAGGUGGAAUCGUGUUUUCCGGGCUCGCCGAUACUGUCGCGCAACCAUUUCGACAUGCUCAUCUACGACCGCCCGAGUCCUAGUCCAGCUUCUUGCCCUCAUCAAGGCCAUGUCUCUCCUCGCACGUGGGCCAUUGUCUUUUUCGUGGGUCCUCUCCCUCAACAGAAAUGUUCACUUGGUGGUAUACUUUUGGUUUCCUUUCUUUUCAAGCACACCAGGGCAACAAGGAGUGGCAACCUGUCUGUCACCGGCUUGUGAGGCUGCCAUGCAUCAGGUCCCCUGUAUGAACGUAUGUCUGGGUAUCUUUCAAUUUUUUUUUCAAUCGGGUCUGGCACCGAGGGAGAAGCUGACGGCCUUGGGCGAAUUCAUGCAGAAAUGGCCUCACACCACUAUCAUAGACCUGCGCAUAUUGCGAAAUUCAUCUCUGG
This is a messenger RNA of Mytilinidion resinicola, 1103 nucleotides long. RefSeq lists its product as uncharacterized. Bases 114 to 758 code for a protein of 214 amino acids. NCBI's taxonomy places the organism in Eukaryota, Fungi, Ascomycota, Dothideomycetes, Mytilinidiales, Mytilinidiaceae. The record is from RefSeq and is a predicted model, not a curated record. The transcript is spliced from 3 exons.